Molecule: messenger RNA, 1344 nt
Organism: Aspergillus nidulans FGSC A4
Lineage: Eukaryota; Fungi; Ascomycota; Eurotiomycetes; Eurotiales; Aspergillaceae
Product: nucleolar and coiled-body phosphoprotein 1 family protein
Exons: 2
Coding region: 37-1344 (435 amino acids)
Cellular component (GO): nucleolus
Source: RefSeq, a predicted model, not a curated record
CGAAUUGACCUGCACAGCGCUCAUCAGCUCCCUAAAAUGGCUGCUCACAGUAAAAAGAGCUCUGUGAAGGGGGAAAAGAAGGCGAAGGCCACGAAAGAUACUAUACUGCCUGCGAAUCUGAUCUCGGCGAUUUCAGCUUUCCUAUCCGAACAUGGGUUUUCCUCCACGAGCGCCGCCUUUACCAAAGAGCUGGCAAAAAAGUCGAUUAGUGCAAGCAAAAAGUCCGAUGUUCCUUCUCUUUUAGAGAUCUUCCAGAGUUGGGAGUCUCAACUGAACCGCAAGAAUGUUCCAAGUUCUAGCAGCUCAGCAAGCAGUGACAGUGAUGCCGACAGUUCCUCUGACUCUGAUUCGUCCGACUCUGAUGUGGAGAUGUCUGAAGCACCGAAGGUUCAGCGCAGGAGGUCCUCGUCAACGUCCUCGUCCUCCUCUUCCUCCUCGGCCUCUUCGUCGUCUUCCUCUUCUUCCUCAUCUUCGAGCUCCUCCGAUAGUGACGCUGAUGAUGAGGACGAGGAUGAGGCAGCCCUCGCUCCCGGCCCUGCCGCGAAGGGCGUUAAGCGCAAAGCGGAAUCGAGCGCUUCUUCCUCUGGCUCUGACUCCGAAGAAACUCCAAAGGCGAAGAAAACCAAGUUGACAUCGAAGGCUGAAGAGUCCUCUUCAUCUAGUAGUGAGAGCUCAUCCGAUUCCAGCUCAGACUCUGAUUCAGACUCAGACUCUUCGUCAAGUUCCGAGUCCGAGUCCGAGUCCGAGUCCGAUGCUUCUCACAGCUCCUCUUCAAGCUCUUCUUCCGAUUCCUCGGAUUCCUCCUCGGAUUCCUCAUCUGAUUCCUCAUCUGAUUCUUCGUCUGAUUCUUCGUCUGAAUCCGAAUCGGACGCCGCCAAGAAAGCCGACAAGAAGGCUCUCAAGGCUGCCACCGAGACACCCCUGCCGCCCUCCGACUCAAGCUCCAGCGGCUCCUCGGACUCCUCGUCGUCCUCUGGAGAAGAGUCCUCCAGCACCAGCCGCACCCUCCAGAACUCGGAGGCUGAAGCCACCCAAAAGCCCGCCGCUACAUCGGAAGCCUCAGUCUCCUCCAGUGCCAGCCCAGCUCCCAGAAAUGGCAAUGGUAACGGCAAGAAAAACCACACCGGCACCCGUCCUACACCUCUAGCCGCUCUCAGCGAACUCCCUCAUAACCACCCCUCCAAUCAGUACGUGCCGUACGCGUACGCGGAAAAGGCUUACAAGGAUCUUUCGGUCACACGUGGCAAGGGCUUCACCAAGGAGAAGAACAAGAAGAAGCGUGGCUCGUACCGCGGUGGCCCUAUUGACAUCUCUGGCGGCAAGUCAUUCAAGUUUGAGGAUUGA